AUGGGGUUCUUAGGGUUCGCGCGGCUUCUUGCCAGAGAUAAUGUCUUGGCGCCUGAAAGAGACGCUGCUAAUCCUACGGAAGUCAAAUGGCAAGUUGUCUGGUGGGCUCUCGUCCCGCUGGCUCUGGGAGCCAUGAUACAACCCUGCGGGAGAGUUCUGGGCCAAGAGCAUAAAUCAUUCCGUUUCUAUGCCCGCAUGUCGCCGUUUAUUUGCAUCGCCGACACCGCACACUUCCUCGUCGCAAUCAUACGCGCCACUUGUAGCUCCGCGCCGCGUUAUGACAUCGAGCGUCUCUUCGUUAUCCGCUUUAAGGAUGAAGACAGAGACACUAAGAGCGUCGAAACCUCGAUUCUACUGCGGUUGGCCUUGUUGUUUGUCAGCGGGAUUCCGUGUCAGACGAUCAAGCUAGUCGGAAUGCAGGGCAUCCCUUGGACGAAAGCUAUCGCGCUCAUGUUCUUCAUCUCCAUUGUCUUCGGGGAGGCGAUUAUCUUCAUUGCCCAUCACCUCGAUCUUCCUAUACUCGUCCCUCCAUCGAGCACCUACAAUUCUUUCGAUUACGAACCUCGGCGGCGACGGGGCAACCCACUACGUCCCAUAUUAGGUCCCGUAACAUAUAUCUUCAGACUCGGACAAGUCCCCACUGCAAACGGUCACUGGCUGGUUUCCUUUGCACUUGGUAUCCAGACUGCCACCAACACAUCUACAAUAUGUGGCCUGAUUUCCCGCGCUAGAGAGGGCAAUCGAUUGAUCAUAUUGUUACAAGCUUCCUGGGCCUUUUCAGCUAUACUGAUAACUUCUGGACUAUUUCUGAAAAUCUUUCCAGGGGCCAAGAAAUAUUACCUCGAAAUGUUCUUUUUUCAGGUGAAAGCUUGGUGCUUGCUCAUGCUUAUCUCGGGUUUAUUUGCGACCACAACUAAUCCUCUUUUGGACCGGAUGUACAGGGGCUGGAUAUACAAUGGUGAUAUCUGGCUUCUCACGGUCGGCUGUGUGGUGGUCGUGGCCUUUGCACACAUACUUAACAGUCUCCUUCCCGCAGUGAUAAUACCAUUCUGGAUCGACGACAGCCACAUAAAAGCCUUAUUUCGGAUCGGGACUAUUCGGCAAUGUCAGGUGGCAGUUAUGUGUAUCUUCACGUUACCAAUUAGCAUCCUCGGUUACUGUUUUCUUUAUGACCCGGCGGGAACUGUAAACCCAGGCUGGACCGGAGUGUUCGGAUAG
Rhinocladiella mackenziei CBS 650.93 is the source of this 1218-nucleotide messenger RNA. RefSeq lists its product as uncharacterized. The record is from RefSeq and is a predicted model, not a curated record. Lineage: Eukaryota; Fungi; Ascomycota; Eurotiomycetes; Chaetothyriales; Herpotrichiellaceae. The transcript is spliced from 2 exons. The coding region runs from base 1 to 1218 and encodes 405 amino acids.